Scatophagus argus is the source of this 1314-nucleotide messenger RNA. RefSeq names its product cysteine-rich protein 2-like (gene crip2l). The coding region runs from base 189 to 803 and encodes 204 amino acids. Lineage: Eukaryota; Metazoa; Chordata; Actinopteri; Scatophagidae. The transcript is spliced from 8 exons. The record is from RefSeq and is a predicted model, not a curated record.
UAGAGGAGAAGAAGCGACAGGGGAGGAUGCGAGCGUUGGUCCCUCCCUUCAUCCUCACCAUCAUCUCCAUCGCCGUCCUCCUCCUCUUCUGAGGUGUGUCUGCGCCGCCGGAGCUGCAGACAGACAGACAGACAGACAGGCAAAGCGGACAGACUGAAAACGACCUCAUCUCUUUGUUCACUCGGAACAUGGCGUCAAAAUGUCCCAAAUGCGACAAGACGGUGUAUUUCGCCGAGAAGGUGUCGUCUCUGGGGAAAGACUGGCACAAGUUCUGCCUGAAAUGCGAGCGCUGCAACAAGACGUUGAACCCCGGAGGCCACGCCGAGCACGAUGGGAAGCCUUACUGCCACAAGCCCUGCUACGCCGCCCUCUUCGGACCGAAAGGCGUGAACAUCGGCGGCGCUGGCUCCUACUUAUACGACAAUCCCGUCAACGAAGCCCCUGCAGCCGUUUCCAUGGAAACAGACGGCAAACCGGAGGAGGAGAGAAAAGCCCCCGCACGGGGACCCGUGAAGGCUGCAAGCUUCUCGUCUUUCUGUGGAGGACCCAACAUCUGCCCCAGGUGCAACAAGACAGUGUACUUCGCUGAGAAGGUGUCGUCUCUCGGGAAGAACUGGCACCGGCCCUGUCUGCGCUGUGAGAGAUGCAGUAAGACUCUGGCUCCUGGCAGCCACGCUGAGCACGAUGGACAGCCAUACUGCCACAAACCGUGCUACGCCGUGCUGUUCGGGCCCAAAGGUGUAAACACUGGGGGUGUCGGCAGCUACAUCUAUGACGAACCCGAGGCUGAGGCGCAGCCCUGAGCCCGACGCCGACUCCAGGACACUCGACGUCUCUUUGAUUUGCCUUCUCCAGUCACGGUGACAAACGACAUGUACUGCACUCCCUGGGAUGGAUGUUUAGAUGUUUAUGUUGUAUUUGUAUAUUGUUUAUAUAUCUAUUUUUUGUACCGAAACAAACCUUUAACAUGUCCUCCCAUGUGAGUUUCAGAUUUGCCUUUAGGUUUCCUGGUUCUCUUUGCCAAAUAAUUAUCAGCAUUAUGAAGUUAACGCGCCUGUGGUUUUUCACUCGUUAUUAACAGUUUUUCAGACUUUGUGCGAUUAGAAACAAAAAGGUAUCCCAGCCCAAAAACGUCAGUGUUUGUUGAACGGGUUCAUCCUGAUUCUAAACAAAGGGAUGAGCUGUAGCCGUUGGCUGAGGUACACACACAGACACGACUGGUUACUGGUUUGAAGGUGAGUUUAGGGGCUGUUGUGAACAAAAAAUGUUUAAUUGUGCAUCACAUUUUCUACAGUAAAACUGUGUGGUACCGAA